UAACAUAAAGAGAGGACUGAGAAGGUCUCCUACUCUUCCCCCCGAUGAGGCUAAGGCUAAAGUACUACCAGAAGUUCCUCUUCCUAAUAUAAUAUUUUAAAACAAUUUGCUCGCUUACUUGGCUUGGAAUUCAGUUUGAGUCUCACAUGGACGGAAGUUCUUUGUCUUCGCAGUCUUUGUCAGAAUCUGAUUCACCUCCACAGAAGAACUUUCAGACACAGGGUCCAAUCUCGCCAGUUCAUGUUAAACCCCCAAGAAACACAGAAGAGGCAGAAAAUGCACUGUCUGGGGGGGAGGACCAGGUGACGAUGAUCACCGAGAGCAUGUCGGUGACCUCGGCGGACGAAGAGAAGCUGCUGCUACUGAACAGGAACACGGAGCUGCGGAGAAUCAACAAGGAGCUGAUGAAGCUGAAUGAGGACUGGGACCACAUGUACCGAGGCACCACCAUGGCGCUGCAGCAACGCAUCAGCGACCUGGAGCAGGAAUGCGUGGCAAUCAAGCACCUCAACAGCAGACUGCUGCUGAAAGUGGAGCAUGAGCAGAGCAAGAGGGAGUACUGUGAGCGGACGCUGCUGCAGGAGCUGAAAAAGAACCAGCACCUUCAGGAGUAUAUCCGGCUCCUGGAGAAUCGCCUGCACCACAGCGACGUGUGCAGGGACUGGACAGGGGUGGCACUAAACGGCCUGGAGGUGGCCCAGCCCCCAGACAUAGAAUGCCCCCCCGAGCCCUCCCAAAGGCUGUACCAAGAGUCGGGUCGCAGUUCCCCAUUCUUGCCGGGCACCUCCCCUGUCGCAAACACAAGGGCACCGGUGGGCAAGAGCGCCCUCUGGAGGGAGCCGGACAGGGAGGCAGCCACUCAGAAGGAGAUGCAGAACCUGAAAGAACAGCUGGAGGCUCUUCGCUGCCAGACCCAAAUCUACGAGGCCGACUACAAGACAGAGCACAAGGACCAUAAGCGCAUGCUGCUGGAGAACAAGAAGCUGCGCAGGAAGGAAGCGGAGAUGCGGCAGCAGAUGGCGCUCCUGCACGAGCAGCUGAAGGUGUAUGAAGAUGACUUCCGGAAGGAGCGCUCUGACAAGCAGGUGCUGCAGCGUCUCUUAAUGAAGAGAUCUGUACCACAAGACCCCAUCCUGGUCCACCGCUGCAACAGUGAUCACAAGCCACCGGCACCGUUAGACAGGGAGCGGCCUAGAGAGAAGGACAGGAAGGGGCCGGGCCGCUGCGGCAAACACUGCGAGCGCCAUGGGCACAAUGCCGAAUGCCUGCGCAAUGCAUGCGCCCAGCACCAUAUAGAGGUGCAAGGAUCCCCCUUCUCUGAAGACUACAACUGACCUCAGUGCCUCUCUGUACACAUAAAUCCAAACAACUGGAUGUAAAGAGAAUGAAUCAAGCUUAAUCCUCCAUCUCUUCCAUCUUCUGAAGGGUAGCUACAGCACUUCCCUGUAUCGGGAUUUAUAACUCUGCUAUCUAAAAGUUGCAGGCUAUUGCCCAGUUUCAAAAUAGGACUAUCCAUCCAUCCAUCCAUAUUCUGAAAGAGUCCCCGUCACAAAACCAUAUAUUUUAAUCGUAAUCAUAUGUGCCACACCACAGCAUUAAUAUGAAUAGAUUGAACACCUACAGUAUAUAGCUUAUUAUCUGUCUGUGAGUCAUUCCAUCACAAAGGGUCACUGACCCAGUUGUUCAGGCCUCUUUCAGUCAUGAUUCUGGUGCUGUCAGAUAGCACGGUGGAAAAUUAGGGACUGAGUACUUUUAUCAUCGAAUGGCUGGCAGGAUGACUGUAGGCAUCUCUCUCGCAGUGUCAAAUUCCAUUGGAAAAUUACCAUAGUGAAUAUAAACCAUUCUUAUAACAUUUGGAUAGUGCUGCAUUUCUAAUAUUAUUCAUAUAAUAACUCAAGAAAAAUACAAACAAUGGCCUGUGCUGUGAAGGAGCCUGAAUGUGCCUAUUCCCCGUGUGGUUUCUGCACUGGCAUGAGUAAGAUCUAUUUUGCUUUUGUCUUCGAUCAAAUAAUGUCUGUCUAUUUUAGUAUGCAAGUACUGAGUAACUUCUCAGUUUCCUUUAUGUUUUUCCAUUCAGAGGUAGCUUGUACAUUCAAAACAUCGAUUGAUAUUUUGUGACUCAUCACUUUUUAAAGGUUCUUGUGUAUUAUAAAUCUUUGUAUUUAUUCUAAUUCACUUACCGUUUUAUAUUCCUAUGAAUAUUGCCUAACCUCAGAAUUUCUUCCCAAUAAAUAUUUGUACCAACUCUCAAUUGGAGUUGGUGUUAAAAUAAAUCAAAAUUACAAAAUUAUGUCUGGAUUAUCCAGCCUUUAUUGACAAAGAGCAGACAACAAGGAAACCCUUAAUGCAGGAGACCAUGUGACACUGUGACUGGAAUCACCCCCCCAUGUGAUGUAACAGAAUUCUGUGAAAUUUUAGAAUCAUGUAUUUGUGUUUGUAUAUGUGUGUGUGUUUCUGUGUGUUAAAGAGAUACCUGUAAUUUUUGUAUUUAGGUAAUAAAUCAUUCCAUUGCAUUUCAGUUGAUCUGUUCUGUCCAGCUGAACACUGAUUCACAGUCCAUUGGAAUAUCCUGUUAAAUCAGCAUCAAAUUAUUUUAAAUACCAUUGAAAACCUUUUUUUCUUGUUUGAAAGUAGAAGAGGUCAAACAAUUCUGUGGUCAAUUUAUGUUAACAAAAUUGACAUAUUUGCAAUGUACUUUUCUCCUUUUGUGUUUAAUCUGAGUUUAAUUAACACAAAUGGCUUUGCCAAUGCAAUAUCAUUCUAUGCGAUAAAACAUACACUUUGUUGAAUGGCAUAUAAUAUAAGCAUUUUACCCAAAACUUGUUCUCUUUCAGGAUUUCAUGUGCUGGGAUUUUAAUUUUUAAAACAUGAGACAUCAUACUGGCCUUGCUUUUAGAAGUGCUUUAGGACUGGCUUUUCUGGCAUGGCUUAACAGAAUGACAGGUGCCUGAUCUUAAAAUAUAUUCCAGGAGACUGGAAUUUGAAACACAGACACAGUCUGGAGUAGCCAGUAAGGUGGUUAUCUAUUUUGAUAAAUGACAGUAUUGGAAAAACCAACUGUAAAUACUAUUCAGAUUAAAUGAUUUUCUGACUUGUUACAAGCUAAAGAAAUAUUUGUUACAAGCUAAUGAAAAGAAAGCUAAAGAAAAAUUACUUAUGGUGAUUUUAUUAAUUUUAAUGAAAUGUACAGUACUCACUGAAAGUUGCAUAUUACAUUUAAUAAAUAUAUUUGUUUACAGAUA
Molecule: messenger RNA, 3242 nt
Organism: Paramormyrops kingsleyae
Lineage: Eukaryota; Metazoa; Chordata; Actinopteri; Osteoglossiformes; Mormyridae
Biological process (GO): regulation of transcription by RNA polymerase II; cellular response to lipopolysaccharide
Source: RefSeq, a predicted model, not a curated record